AUGAGUGAUAGUUCAAAUCAUAAGAAAAGUUCAUUAUGGAAUGAUCAAAAAUAUUCAGUCAUUACACUUUCCUGUUUAAUAUCAGGUUCGACAUUUGGUGCAUAUUUCUGUUAUAACAGGUAUCUACGACAAAUAUCUAAGGCUACUGAUAUCCCAAUUGGAAUAUUUAGGAAAAGGUGGCUUUAUGGGAAAGUAACAGCUGUUGGUGAUGGGGAUAAUUUCCAUUUCUAUCAUACACCUGGUGGGGUUCUUGGUGGAUGGGGAUGGAUAAGACGUGUCCCAAAGAGCCCCAUUAAUGACAGUAUGAACAAUGAUAAAUAUAUAUCAACUGGCAAGAAAACUAAGAGCAAAAGUGUUGUUUCACCGAAAUCAUUUUUUUCUAGAAGUAUUCUUAACUUUAAGAAAAAGUCUUACUCUUCCAAUUCAAUUAUGCAAUUGAAAGUGCCAUAUAAGAAUUUAAGAAAUCUUCCCACAAUACCUGUCAGAAUAUAUGCUGUCGACGCCCCAGAGAGGGCUCAUUUCGGUGGAGUCACUCAACCGUUUGGUGACGAAGCUUUAGUUUGGCUAAGUUACAAACUGUUAGGCAGAUACAUUUGGAUGAAACCGUUAUCUGUUGAUCAGUACAAUAGAUGUGUGGCUAAAGUAGUCUAUUGGACCUGGUUGGGAUGGAGAAACAUAAGUCUUGAAAUGAUUAAAGAGGGUUUAGCUGUAGUUUAUGAAGGUAAAACAACUGCUGAAUUUGAUGGAGAAGAAAUGAAAUUCAGGUUUUAUGAACGUAGAGCAAAGUUGAAGAAGAAGGGUUUAUGGGUUCAGAGACGAGUUGUGUCACCAGGAGAAUACAAAAAAAGCAUGAAAUAA
Tetrapisispora phaffii CBS 4417 is the source of this 858-nucleotide messenger RNA. It is a transcript of the gene LCL3, whose product is annotated as Lcl3p. The transcript has a single exon. The record is from RefSeq and is a predicted model, not a curated record. Bases 1 to 858 code for a protein of 285 amino acids. Gene Ontology annotation, cellular component: mitochondrion; cytoplasm. Lineage: Eukaryota; Fungi; Ascomycota; Saccharomycetes; Saccharomycetales; Saccharomycetaceae.